Prunus armeniaca (apricot) is the source of this 2706-nucleotide messenger RNA. The record is from the annotation of a GenBank genome assembly. NCBI's taxonomy places the organism in Eukaryota, Viridiplantae, Streptophyta, Magnoliopsida, Rosales, Rosaceae.
AUGGUGGUGCUUAGAGAAUCUGGAGGUUGUCAACCCAUAUAUAAAGAUGCUGAUGAGGUUGUCACAUUUAAGUUUUUCCAUGGAGGUAAACUAGUGAAAAAUAGAAAGGACAGUCAGUGGUCUUAUUUAGGUGGUGAAGUCAGUUGGUUUGAUUACUGUGAGGUUGACUAUAUGUCCAUGUUAGAGCUAUUUGGAAUGGCUAAAGAUUUGGGAUAUGACGAUGGGUAUGAUGUGAGUUUUUAUGGUGAAGAGUUUGGAACUAGCAGACUCAUUCAAAUAAUAUCUGAUAGUACACUUUUAGCUUGUAUGAGCAUGGUACCUAAAAGCAAUAGCAGGGUUGUAGUUUUGUACUUGAAGGUAGUGAGCUUAACUUCAAGCCAAGUGGGGAAUGAUAGCAGUGAUAAAGAAUAUUCUUGUUCUGAGAAUGAUGAUAGCAGUGAUCCAGACUUUGAAGACAGUGACUAUGCACAGAGUGAUGAAGAGAUUGAAUUAUUGAAGAAUGAUGAUAAGUGGUUUGAAGGUUAUGUGGAUCAUAGUAUUUUUGACAAUGAUCCUAAUGCAGAGCAAAAUGAUGAGUCAGACAAUGGAGAAGAGUCACCUACACUUACCUGCCCAAAUAGUUCACAAAGUGAAGAUGAUGCAGUGGGUGAAGUAAGAAGGAAGAAGAAUAGGAUGCCAAAAGGUGAAGAUUUCAGACCUGAAAUUGAUAUGGGAAGCCCAAGUUUCAAAAUAGGUUUAAGGUUUGCAACUGCCGAGUUGUUUAGAAAAGCUGUGAGGAUAUACUCCAUUAAUUGUGGAAGGGAGUUGAUUUUUAUGCAUAAUGACCGUAACAAAAUAAGAGCAGUAUGUGAAGAGGGCUGUCCUUUUGUUAUCUAUGCUUCAAGUGUUAGUGGUAGCACUUACCUGCAGGUGAAAACCUUUAAUCCUACACAUGUUUGUAGCAAGGGGACUAAAAAUAUACAUGCUACUGCUGGCUGGUUGGCUGAAAGAUAUUCUGGGCAGUUAAGGCUCAAUCCAAAUUGGACUGCUUCUUCUUUUGUAGAGCAAGUUCACCAAGACUAUGGUUACAGACCAUCUAGAGCAACUGUGUACAGAGCAAGAGCCAUGGCAGUUGACAUUGUAGAGGGGUCUUACAGCAAACAAUAUGAAGUAUUGUGGGAAUAUUGUCAUGAGUUAAGAACCAGGAAUGUGGGAAGUACAGUUAUCAUUAAAUCUGAAAUGGAAGGCCUGUGGUUUGCUUGGAUGGGUGUCAUGUCAAAGGGCCCUCACCCUGGGCAAGUGCUUUCUGCAAUGGGAGUUGAUGCAAACAACGGAAUGUUUCCACUUGCCUAUGCAUAUGUAGAGAUUGAGAGCAAUUCAACAUGGCUGUGGUUUUUAGAAUUAUUGAGUGGUGAUCUCAAUAUUACGAAUAGCCAUGGUUAUGUAUUUAUGACUGACAAACAAAAAGGGUUAAUAGAUGCUGUGAAUGCUCUAUUCCCUCAGGCAGAGCAUAGACAUUGUUUGAAACAUCUAUAUGGGAACUUCUAUUUGGAACAUAGAGGUCUUGCCUUGAAACAUCAAAUGGAAGCAAUUGCUAGAGCCACAACAGUGCCAUGGUUUCAUGCAGAGAUGACAAAGAUGUUGCAGUUGUCUAAACCUGCACAUGAUUGGCUCAUGGAGAAAGAUCCUAGGCAUUGGAGUAGGGCAUAUUUCAAGAGUGAUUCCAAGUGUGACAUGCUUAUGAACAAUCUAUGUGAGGCAUUCAACCGUAGCAUACUGGAUGCCCGAGACAAGCCUAUUCUGACUAUGCUAGAAAGAAUUCGGUUGUAUAUAAUGUUGUUGAUGGCGGGAAGAAGGGUUCUCUGUGAGAAAUGGCAUGGACAAGUUGGGCCAAGAAUUAGAAAGAUAUUAGAGAAAAACAAAGCAAAAGCUCAGUGGUGCAUUCCUAAGGCUGCUGGACAGAAUCAGUUUGAAGUAAUGCACCAUAGUGGCCGCACCUUUGCUGUUGAUUUGAAUGGCCACUCUUGUUCAUGCCAUGCUUGGGAUUUGAAUGGAAUACCAUGUUUGCAUGCAUGUGCUGCAAUAAGUUGGUUUCAUGGGAAUCCAGAGGACUUUUGUGAUGCAGUGUACAAGAAAGAGGCUUAUUUGAGAGCCUAUCAACCAAUGAUUAUGCCUAUGACUAGCCAAGAUCAGUGGAUGAAGGUUAAUUUACCUCCAUUACUCCCUCCGAAAUACCACAAGCAGCCUGGUAGGCCUAAGAAGACAAGAAAACAAGCUGUUGAAGAACCUAAACUUCCUUCUAAUCCAUAUAAGCUUCCUAGGUAUGGUUUACCUUUAAAGUGUGCCAAUUGCGGUGGAGAAGGGCAUAAUCGAAGUAGUUGUAAGGAACCUAGAAAUCCCAACAUAAAGCCUACUAGGAAGAGGAACAUUGCCAAGGACAAACUUGCAGUAAGAAGGAGAGAUGGUGGAGACCAAAGUGGCGGACAACAGAGUAUGCAAUUAAGGCAAAGGAAACAGUCAAGCACUUCCCAAGGGCCUUCUCAAUCCCAGGCAUCUCAAGUAGCUGCUGCUUCUCUAUCCCAACCAUCUGAAGCAGCUGAUGCUUUUCAAUCCCAGCCAUCUCAAACACCUGAACCUGCCAAAUUAUCUCGAGUACAACAACGUCGGAAGAGGAUGAAAGAUCAACAGAGGAGCCAUUUUGUCAAAGAUCCUUUUUUUCAUCCUUGA